Molecule: messenger RNA, 306 nt
Organism: Knipowitschia caucasica
Lineage: Eukaryota; Metazoa; Chordata; Actinopteri; Gobiiformes; Gobiidae
Source: the annotation of a GenBank genome assembly
AUGGAGAUCACAGAGGUCCCAGUUUACGAGCUGUGUUCAAACUUCAGCUGGGCCAGAACCAACUUCCUGCUCAGACAGGAAGUGAAAACAGAAGAGUUGGAGAACCGAGCUCUGACCCCUGCUCUGGCUCCCCUUGUCCCACCUCCUCCACCUCCUCCACCUCCUCCUGUCCCACCUCCUCCACCUCCUCCUGUCCCACCUCCUCCACCUCCUCCUGUCCCACCUCAUUCUCAUGUGCUUGAAUCUCCAGAUGGUCGAAUGAUGCUAUUUCAUAUUUUCACUAUUUGUUAUGUUAAUAAAAUGUAA